Messenger RNA from Linum trigynum, 4926 nucleotides. The record is from the annotation of a GenBank genome assembly. Lineage: Eukaryota; Viridiplantae; Streptophyta; Magnoliopsida; Malpighiales; Linaceae.
CUUCUUCUUCUUCUUCUUCUUCUUCUUCUUAGGCUUGAAAUCUCGUCUCCAAGAUCAACCCAAGCCUCCAAUUAAGCUCCAAGAUCUCUCAAAAACUCACUCUCUCUCUCUCUCUAGAACUCAUCUUUGGUGUUUUGGUUUGAAACCUUAGAGAGAGAACCAAGUUCUCCUAAAAAAAUCAGCUCCCCCUUCUCUCUCCCAGCUGUUGUCUUUAUAUUUGCCCGACACUGCUGACGUCACGGUCACUAUUCACGAGGGUGAUCAUAGCAAGCAGAGAGUGAUCUCGGCAAAAAAUGCACCAUUUUGGGCUAUUUUCACGGUCACGGGGAGAUUUUCACGGUCACGGGACCGUGACCAUGUUUAGGCCCGCGAGACGCACAAUGGCUGCUGGAAUUUGCAAGCUUCACUGUCUGAGGACGAUUUUCACCCCUUUAGAGUGUGACAUAUGAGUGAUGCCCAUGAAGUCUUGCUCUUCACUCCCUAGGGGAGAUUUUCACCCCUCAGGGCGUGACAAAUGAGUCUUUCCCGUGAACAUUGCACAACCUCCAUGUUUUGGCUCAUUUUGACCUCCGAAAGACCCAAAACUCGUCUCGGACCUUCCCACACAUACUAGGACCUGAAAUGUGAAAAAGAAGCACAUCCUAGCGUAUAAUAGGUCGAGGAAAGAUGAUAACCAAGUCAAACAAUCAAGAUAUGAGGGGUAAAUUGUGUGUAAUUAUGCCCAAUCACGCACCCACCCUUGAACGUUUACUUGUCCCCAAGCAAACCAAGCACAAAACAAGGUACACUUACAACCUCUUUCUUGAAAAAUUUGAGGGCAGGUCAUGGGGCACAAAAAAUGAAUCUGAAUGGCAAUUAGACAUCAACAUAUGGACAAUAUCAACAACAAUCCUAACAACCACCACAAAUGAUAUUCAAAUGCAUUAAAACUGUGUAAAGGAAGAGGUAUCACCUUGUCUUCAAACCAAAAUAUAACCUUUCAUAAUGACUCACCAAUCACAGUUAUCCAUGCAUAAAGAUCAAGUCCUAGGAACAAACGAUCGAGCAAACUAGGUCCUCACUGGGAUACAUGAUAAGAACAAAACAUGAGGCAUGAAUCACUCACUCUCGACCUGUGGGAUGAGGACCAUUUUGAUGCAAAAGAUUUGCAUACUCAAAUGCUCAGCCCUAUCGUCUCUUCACCUUGACGGUAGGCUCUAAAUGCUAGAGCUCACAGGAUGGGCUUCAAUACUAGCUUGUCCAAAGCUCUUAGACACGGGUUCAGAUAACUGGCUAGGGUCUUGAACAUGGGUAAAAGGCUUUUCUAGUGGUGGCAAGCAUAGCAUGAGGUUCCACAAUCUUCAACCUAAAACCAACACAAGGUUCUAUGGUUUCGACUAGGACCUUCUUCUACAUACAAUGGCCACUAGUAUAGGCCAAAAACCACACUUCCCACAAUUCCAAACCACAACUAAUCACCAAACCAUUCAUAACAAACUUUCUUUGCUACACUUGCUAGCAAACUUUUCAAGCACAAGAGUGAAGGAGGUAAACUAUCAUGUACGUGUUCCUAAGCUUGACUGCUAAGAAACACAUUUUAGAGCAUACACGACUUUGUGGUGGCUGUCUUUUCUUCCUAGCCCUCUUUAUUUUUUGCUUCUUUUUCUUUCUUUUCUCUUUCUAUUUCUUGAGGGCUAGUGGAGAGCUAAACAUGCCACAUUCUUGAACUUAGUGAACAAUUCUCACUUUUAAGAACUUCCUCCAACACUCACUUUUUCAUUCUUAACAAAACCAUGCACAAAUCACUCAUGUGAAACCUCAAUUAAGCUCAAAUGAUAUGAUGGGAGCUUCCAAACACAAGGGUGACUCGACAAUUGUAUAGGCUCGAAGAAAGUAGGGUUUCUCUAUCUAUCUCAAUCAAGCUCAAUUAGCAAGAGCCACCUAACACGAGAGCGACCCUCAGACACACGACAGAAAAGGCAUGACUAUGGGAAAAUUUAAUCAGGACAAGUCAAAUUUUGGGUCGUGGACUAAACCUAUGCCUCCAUCUUCCUCAGUAGUGACAACGUGAAUGCUACACAUCAUGGUAAGAGGGAUCUAUCACAAAAGAAGAAAACUAGUGGCACAAAUCUCACAUGGCUACCUAGAUUCAUAAUCAUUCACUCCAACUUCCAAAUUUUGAUGCGUGGCAAUUGUAACCAAUCCAAAACAUCCAUUGGUUUGCUAACAUACUACGAAACUCUGCCGCUAUAAUGCAGAACAGAGUUCCCAAAUCGAUGAGCUCGUUGUGGCUUUUGGUGAUGUUUCGAGUGAAGCCACUUCUGUAGAAACAUUUCAAAAUACCCCAGGAAUGAAUUCACUAACAAGAGUCGCGGCAAAACAGCUUCAAAUCAAAGUACCCAAUUCGUCAAAAUUGCUUCUGCAGAUGUCGGAAUGUGACUCCAAAGCUAUUGUUCUCGUCGGAGCAAUGGAGAGUGAUUCGACCCAAACGAUCGCUGUAGACGAGUUCUUGGAGGUGUUUGGAAGGUGUAGGAGCAAUCAAUUCGUCAAGACGAUGCUUGAACAAGAAACGCCCAAUUUCGAAUUGAAGAUUCUGGGUAAGAAAAUUCUGCAGCAAAACAUAUUUGAGCAGCCCUCUUUCGAUCCACUUUGGGAUCAAUUCUAUGAUGCUUUUGACAAGAGGAAGGAUCAAGCUUUCAGUGCAAAGCUUUUUGAAGAGGGGGAGCCUGAUAUGAUCCAAAUUGGCCACUUCUACAAGUCACAAUUACUUGCCAAAGAAGCUAUCAAGGUUGGAAAGAAGAAGGGCAGAAUUUGGCUAAGUCAAAAUCCGUGUUCAGGGUACAUACUUUGGAGGCAUGAUUCUCUCAAUUGGCUUUGUGGAAAUUCAAUGUUAAGGGUUUGUAUUGCAGAUAAAGUUUCCAUCUUUCCAAUGGUAUGCUUUGUGGAUCCAGAUGAUGUCAUUAAGGUUGUUUUCCAAGGCCUCAAAUUUGCUACCUCAAAACUGGAAAACUGCCAGAAUUUGGUUAAGGCAGAAACUGUGUUCAAGAAGCCUACUUUGGAGCUCCAUUCCAGAAGCAUGGAUGAGAUUCUAGUCCAGAGGCUUAUACCACAUGAGAGUAGGUAUGUUCUACUACAAAGACAUGGCAUUGGAUGAUUGGAAGCUUACCUGAAAGGCUUCGAUCGAGAGGCUCAAAGAUGGCAUCAAAGCUGUUUGGUUACUUGGAGCUAAAGGCAGAUUUCUUUUUCUUGUUUAGUUAGGAUUUCACUGUUUUGGUAGUUUUUUUAUUCCUUUUCGUAUUAGACUGUAAUUAGGAGUUUAUGGGACGUGUGUAACCCUAGCUAGGCCUAUUUAAGCUUUCUAUUUCGUUGUAAAACUCAGACUUUGAAGAAUUGAAUUGAAACCUUUGGGUUUUUGCAAGUUUGCGUACUUGUGUGAGCUUUGGUGGAUUCCAAGCUCGUUGAGCUCUUGUAUCGAUCAAGAACGCGUUGAUCGUGGCCGGGCAUCUAUCCUUAUAUCAAUCGAGCCUUUCCCCAGGUGUGGAAUUGCACGUUUGAUUCCGUUUUAUCUAAACACCCAAGAACAUCCUUGUUAUUGGUUCGAAAUUCGUUUUAAUCAAUCCAAUCCUUGGAUUGAUUGUGUUGCUGCGUACUUUGGUAAAAAUCCAACCCCCAGGGUUGUAUUAAGUGGUAUCAGAGCCCCGUUCAACGCAGGGUGAUGACUCGGUAUUUGCACAUGUUUUCCCCUUUGUUUCUUGAUUGUUUGAGCUUGAAUUAUUGCGUCUUUGGCCUAUUUUAUGCUAGGUUGUAUUCCUUUGUCCCAUUUCAGGUCCUAGCACAUAAAGUGAAGCAUAGGCGCAAGUUUCAAGUCAAUCAGAGAUCAAUUGACGAUUCGAGAGAAGAAACUCGGGCAUGACCUGAAGAAGAAUGGAUUUCUACCUCACUUUAUGGACAAAGAAUCAUGCAAGCUUGUUAUGAAACGAAAGAGGACGAGACUACGAGCGUCUGGGAUCAAACGGCGAUUGAUUCGGAGUCCGGACGAGGGAGAAACGAAGCAUUAAACAGAGGAUGAGCAAGCUGCACGGGCAGACCAGGGAGGCUGCACGGCCGUGCACGUGAGCAAUAUGGCCGUGCGCCUUAUGCCGAGGACACGCACGGGCAACCCCUGAAGCUCGCACGGCCGUGCACCCUGGCCGUGCGAGAGGGCUGAAGUUCGACUAAAUGACACGCUGCGUUUUGAGUUGCACGGCCAGAAUGGUGAUAUGCACGGCCGUGCACCCUGGCCGUGCGAGUCGGGAUUUCCUGGUUUUAAGCCAAAUUCCGAACCAAAGAGGAGGGAGAGCUGGGUUUUGGAUCCCAAAUACCCAAGGGACGAACCAAAGAGAGAGAGAGGGCGAUUUGAGGGCAUUCUUGGAGUGGAGUUGGAGGAUUUCUUCGCCUUGGAAGCUCGAGGAACAAGCCCGGACUUGAAGACUGAUCAUCUGAAGAUUCUUACUGCAGUCUCUCUCUUCUCUAUGGAGUAACUUCCCUUCACUUAGGUUUUGAGGAACCCUAGCUAUGUUUGUUUGAUUGGAUGAUUGUAUGAGUACUCUGACUGGAUAAUCUUGAGUUCAUAUUCAAUCUAUGCAUGUUUUCAUGAUUCAAUUCUGCUUUAGUCGAGAUUAUUGAUUCUGCUUUGAUUCUAUGAGAGGGAAUACCUGAUUAGGUCAAUAGAGCACCAUAGAUUGAUAGUAGUGGAUCGAUUGCUUUAGUCGAGGGUUGAUUCACUGCUUUGUAUCGAUUGAGAACCCCUUUCGAUAGAGGGAGUCUAGUUCAGAACGCCUUGAUCAGUUGUUCUAGAGAAGGAUACGUCCCUCUAGGCAAUUGACUCAAGAGGGCCUUGUUCCUUUAGUCGAGACUCAAGGUCUAGUCAAGGAUUCUCCGCAUUGUGAAUGAAAGUGAAACAGGUUA